AUGGCCCAGGCAGCCUCCCUGGCACAGCUCCAAGCAGAAGCCAGCUGCCCCAUCUGCCUGGAUUACCUGCAAGACCCCGUGACCACUGACUGUGGGCACAACUUCUGUCACUCGUGCCUCCUCCAGCGCUGGGAGGGUCUGCAGGGCGACUUCCCCUGUCCUGUGUGCCUCCAGCACUGCCCUGACAGGAGCCUCAGGAGGAACACCCAGCUCUGUCACAUGGUUGAUGUUGUGAAGCAGCUUCCCAACAUGGAAGGUGAGGGGAAGCAGCAGGAAGAGAAAGCCCUGUGUUUGAAGCACCAUCAGGUUCUCAGCCUGUUUUGUGAGGAGGACCUGGAGCUGCUGUGUCCCCAGUGCAAGAUCUCUUCUCACCAUGGUGGGCACCUCGUGGUGCCCAUGGAACCAGCUGCAGCCUGUCACAGGAGGAGGCUCAAAGGCUCCAUUGAGCCCCUGAAAGAGCAGCAUGAAGUUGCUAAAAAGGCACUAGAAAUGCAAGUCUCAAAAACAUUUGACUUGAUGCGAGAGGUGCAGAAGCAAAGGAGCAAAUUGCAAUCUGAAGUUGAGUAUAUGAAACAUUUCUUGAAUAAGGAGCAUGAUGCAAUUCAUUUCAGGUUACUAAACAAUGGGAAGGAUGUUCAGGAUAAAAUAAUUGAGUCAAGGAACCAAAUAUCAGACCACAGUUCCAGAUUAAAAAGUCUGCUUGAUGAAAUAACCAAGAAGUGUUUGCAGCGUGACCUGGAUUUACUGAUGGGCAUUGAAAGGAUCUAUAGCACAUACAAAAACCUGGAGAGCCCAGCAGGCUUCUCCUAUGAAUUAAAGAAGGAGAUUUUCACUCUCCCCCCACAAUAUUUUGGCCUGCACAAAAUGAUCACUACAUUUCAGGAAUAUCUGACUCUAGAUGCUGGAACUGCUCACAACAGUCUCUUCAUUACAAAAGAUAGGAAAACAGCAACAUUUCAAAGGAUGAAACUAAACUGUUUUUAUAACCCCCAGGCCUUUACUUCUCACCCAGCUGUCUUGGGUUCUGAGGGAUUUAAUGCUGGCAGGCAUUUUUGGCAGGUUGAAGGAAGAGGCCUGGGUGAAUGGUCCUUAGGUGUGUGUAAAGAAUCUUUCCCCAGAAAUGUUCCUAUACCACCAACCCCAGACAAUGGCUGCUGGAAAAUUCAGGUCAGGGCAACCACAUCUGGCACAGGGGAUUUGGAAAACUCUCGUCGGAUUGGUGUUUUUCUGGAUUGUGAGUUGGGAGAAGUUUCUUUUUACAACUUGAUUGAGAGAUCUCUUUUAUAUUCAUUCAGUGCCAUUUUUACAGGAAAACUUAUGCCCUACUUCUCUGUUGGAUCUUCUUCCACAUCAGUUACAUUGAAUCUAGUUGAAGAUGAGGUCUGA
Messenger RNA from Sus scrofa (pig), 1386 nucleotides. NCBI's taxonomy places the organism in Eukaryota, Metazoa, Chordata, Mammalia, Artiodactyla, Suidae. The record is from RefSeq and is a predicted model, not a curated record.